AUGUCGUCAUCUAUCCAACUUGUUACAAGAGAGAAUGGUGGAGUGCCAUUUCACUGUCUGAUGUUGACUCCCACGAACUACACCACGUGGGCGAUCAAAAUGGAAGCUAUAAUGGAUGCCCAGGGAGUAUGGGAAUCCAUUGAACCAGCAGGGGGAGAAGUUGUGGAUGAGAAAAAGAACAAGUCGGCUCGGGCUUAUCUUUUCCAAGAAAUAUCGGAAGACAUCUUGUUACAGGUGGCAAAGAAGAAGACAGCAAAGGAAGUGUGGGAUUCUUUAAAAACAAGGUUUCUCGGGGCUGAUAGAGUUCAGAAAGCAAGAUUACACACUCUCAAGAGUGAGUUUGAGGCCUUACGGAUGAAAGACGGGGAGUCUAUAGAUGAGUUCGCGGGAAAGCUAGGUGCAAUGAUCUCGAAGCACAGCAGUCUUGGCACAACCCUUGAAGAUAGUGUACUCAUAAGAAAACUACUUGACUCCGUCCCAGAUAACUACUUGCAACUGGUAGCAUCCAUUGAACAAUAUUCAGAUGUGGAUGAGAUGCCAUUCGAGGAAGCUGUAGGAAGGCUCAAGGCCUAUGAGGAUCGGCUGAAACUUCGAAGCAAUAAUACAACCGGGGAAGGAAGUUUGUUGUUCACCCGAUCAGAUGGUCAAUACAAUCAAAAGGCUUCAAAAGGGGGUUCCUUAUCGAGUGGUAAGGGACGCGGAACAUCACAUCAUGACAGAGGUGGUCGAAGUGGUGGACGAGGUAGAGGAAGUACACGGGGCAGAGGUGGUCGUGGAAGCUUUACAAAGUUUCAUGACUCACACAAUAAUCGUCAAAAAGGAAGGGAUAAAAGUCAUAUAAAGUGUUACAAUUGUGAAGAAUAUGGUCACUAUGCAUCAGAAUGCAAAGCUCCAAAGGAAAGAAAAGAUGAAGUAAACUUGACUCAAACUCAAAAUCGUGAUGAUAAACCAGAAGCACUUCUGUUGAGUAUCCUUGGGGAAGAGUCAAACAACAUGGUGUUACUAAAUGAAGACAAGGUGUUCCCGGGACAGAAGAGCAGUGGUGAAGAUCUUUGGUAUUUGGAUAAUGGUGCCAGUAAUCAUAUGACUGGCAUGAGAAGUUUCUUUGCUGAACUUGAUGAGAAGGUGACCGGACAGGUGCGCUUUGGUGAUGGUUCUAAAGUGAAGAUUGAAGGAAAAGGGACAAUCUAG
Lactuca sativa (garden lettuce) is the source of this 1191-nucleotide messenger RNA. The record is from RefSeq and is a predicted model, not a curated record. Lineage: Eukaryota; Viridiplantae; Streptophyta; Magnoliopsida; Asterales; Asteraceae.